GUAAGCAGGCGGGGAGGGCUGUGAUGCUGCCGGAAUACUGCCCCCUUCCCUCCCACACCUCCCUCGCUCGUCCUCCGGCUUCCAGGGGAAUCGGCUUUGUUGUGAUCAGUAUCCAGAUUUUACGCGGGUUACCUAAAUCGCAUCAGUAAACUAACGGUGCCUCGCAAACUGGGAUGUAUUAAAUGCAUGUACUGUCUCUUUAAGUUCUCCUAGUUGGUUCGUUUCGUAUCGAUCAAUCCUCCAUUUUCCAACACGCUCAACAGCGGUAGUAGGACAGCGACGGCGACAACAUAGAUUCUGCUACCUGGAGACGCCUGGACCCGGCGCACUCAUGGCAGCCAAUAUGUACCGGGUCGGAGAUUAUGUCUAUUUUGAAAAUUCAUCAAGUAACCCCUUAUUAAUCAGAAGAAUAGAGGAACUGAACAAGACGGCCAAUGGUAACGUGGAGGCUAAGGUGGUUUGUUUCUACCGACGCAGAGACAUCUCCAGCACGCUCAUCGCCCUGGCGGACAAGCAUGCGCGGGAGUUGGAGGAAGAGAUGGAAAACCCUGAGAUCGUGGAUCUCCCAGAGAAGCAGAAACACCAGCUGAGACACAGAGAGCUCUUCUUGUCCCGCCAACUCGAAUCUCUACCUGCCACACACAUCCGAGGCAAAUGCUGCGUUACUCUGCUGAAUGAAACCGAAGCCCUCAAAUCGUACCUAGAUCGAGAGGAUGCCUUUUUCUACUCCCUGGUGUACGACCCUCAGCAGAAGACCCUGCUAGCAGAUAAGGGGGAAAUCCGUGUCGGGAACAAGUACCAGGCCGACAUCACAGACUUCCUCAAAGAAGGAGAACAGGAUGGACGGGACCUGUCCAAGCUGGAAGAGAAGGUGUGGGACCCCAGUAGUCCUCUGACAGAGAAACAGAUUGACCAGUUUCUUGUGGUGGCCCGGUCUGUGGGGACCUUCGCUCGAGCUCUGGACUGUAGCAGCUCCAUCCGGCAGCCCAGCCUCCACAUGAGUGCAGCCGCUGCAUCCCGGGACAUUACUCUGUUCCACGCCAUGGACACCCUACACAAGACGGGCUACAACAUGAACCGAGCCAUUGCUGCUCUGGUCCCGCAAGGUGGGCCGGUUCUGUGCCGAGACGAGAUGGAGGAAUGGAGCUCCUCAGAAGCGAAUCUGUUUGAGGAAGCUCUGGAGAAGUAUGGCAAGGACUUCGCCGACAUCCAGCAAGACUUUCUGCCCUGGAAGUCGCUAACAAGUGUUAUUGAGUAUUACUACAUGUGGAAGACAACGGAUCGAUACGUUCAACAGAAACGGUUAAAAGCAGCGGAAGCAGAAAGCAAGCUAAAGCAGGUGUACAUCCCUAACUACAACAAACCCACCCCGAAUCAGCUGAAUGUGAAUAAUGUGAAGCCCGGAUUGGUGAAUGGUGCAGGGGCGGCGCUGGGUCCUCCGAGCCAGACAGCUGCACUGGGUCGGGCCUGUGAGAGUUGUUAUACUAGCAGCUCCUACCAGUGGUAUUCCUGGGGGCCACCUAACCUGCAGUGUCGCUUGUGCGCCUCCUGCUGGACCUACUGGAAGAAGUAUGGGGGUCUGAAGAUGCCCACUCGGCUGGAUGGCGAGCGGCCCGGACCCAACCGCAACAACAUGAGCCCCCCCAGUCUGCCAGUGAGACACAGCGGAAGUCCCAAAUUUGCUGUCAAAACACGGCAGGCGUUUUACCUGCAGACUUCCCAGAUGACGCGGGCGGCCCGGCGCGUCUGUCAGGACCUCCUACGCCCUAAAUACCUGGCCCGUCACCCCUACGCACCAGUAAACACCACCGCCAUCAAGGCAGAGUGUGAGAACUUCCCUCGAUCUACCGUUUCAAAAGCAGGAAGAGUUUGGGUUACGGAUUCCCUGACGCGAGAUGUCCCUUUUGACUGUGCAGUGAGGUUGCCCGAGAUGCAGAAGAACUCCGUCUCAACAAAGCAGGCAACGAGGAAGCCGCUGGAGUCUGUGGUGCGAUAUCUAGAAGCCCACCCCUGCCCCCCCAAACCAGACCCGCCACGCAGCACUGGCAUCUCCACAGGAAGUCUGACACCCAUAAAAUCCUCGCCGAUCCUCAACACCGGCUCACCCACCAUUCUGGGAAAGAGGACCUACGAGCAGCAUAACGGGCUUGACGGAACAAAGCCCAAAAUCAUGGCACCUCAGUGGGAGAUUAUGUCCAAAAGGGCAUUGGACUCGGGGCGCACUUCGGCCCCCCAGCAUGAGAAGGUCCACGAGCUGGACUGAUCCUCCUGGGGAGCUUCUUUUUUUUUAUCUGGGAGAAAUCGAAGUAAUACACCAUUUGAUUUGAAAUGUCUGGCCCUCGUGUUUCACCUCAGCGGGGAAUAUUUUGAAGAACUUUUCAAUGCCGGACACCAGCUUUUCAUGGAGAACAUCUCCAACCAGAUGCUAUUCUGCCUCUGCAGCUCUGGCUCUUACAGGUCAUCAUCUAAAAGAACGGACAAGACCGAAGAGCAGAUCCCAGCUUUGGACCCUCAUAUGAUUGAUCAGACUCUAAGGGACCGUGCUUAUAAUUACCAUUGUCGUUAGUCGUCAUUGUAAUUAUUAUUGUUAUUUUUAUCAGUUAUAAUACUUUCUGAUGAGUUAACAGUUGAUCAACGAAGAAACCUCGAGUUUCAAAAAAAUGAACUUCUUGCAUACCCUGUGAAUGGAAGGACUUUUCAUAAACCACGCAACAAUGUUUAUUUUUUUUUUUAACAUGUUUAAAAGUGAUUUUAAAAUGAGAGGAACUUUGCGUUCAGUGACAUGAGUAACUUUGUUUCGUUUCUUUGGAGCUUUUAGCUGUUUUAUCGGCUGGCCUGGUCCCUGGCCAGGGAGGUUUAACUUAUUAAGACAAAUUAUAAAAUGUGUUGUUUUUUCUACCUUUUUCACAAACUACCGCAUCUGAAGUUCAACCAUGUAAUUAAGGAUUAAAUUGAUUCUUUCUCUUU
Brienomyrus brachyistius is the source of this 2967-nucleotide messenger RNA. RefSeq names its product metastasis associated 1 (gene mta1). The transcript is spliced from 17 exons. NCBI's taxonomy places the organism in Eukaryota, Metazoa, Chordata, Actinopteri, Osteoglossiformes, Mormyridae. Gene Ontology annotation, cellular component: NuRD complex; nucleoplasm. Gene Ontology annotation, molecular function: transcription coactivator activity; sequence-specific DNA binding; chromatin binding. The record is from RefSeq and is a predicted model, not a curated record. Gene Ontology annotation, biological process: negative regulation of transcription by RNA polymerase II; double-strand break repair; response to ionizing radiation. The coding region runs from base 332 to 2263 and encodes 643 amino acids.